GCAUGUUUGCCAGUAAAUCACAUAACACAUCUCAACACCUGAUCCUUUUGUUAUUUGUUAUUUUAUUUAUUUCUGAUUUUCUGUUAUUUUUCAUAAUUAUUGCGACCCGAAUCAUGAUGAAUUUAUGGCCAGUGCUUCGUUAAUCAUGCGAGAAGUAAUGUGAACUUUGUGAAGAGCGAUUUACCUCGGUUUCUUUACAUCUUGAAAUCUGUCUACCUCACAACAUGGCUGCGUGUGAGGUUCAGACUACCCCAAAUACUAAUUCGGUAUUGAAUAAUAUCGAAACGUUCAUGCAAGAUGCAGCAUAUCGUGAAAUGAUAGAAAAUUCGGCCACGUAUAAUACCAGAUUAUGUAUAGAGAGGAAGCUUCGAAUGCCAUUCUUGGAUGCCCAAACAGGCGUGGCUCAAAACCAUUCUAAUUUAUUUAUGAGCGACCGCCAACGAAUGCCUGGAUUGCAAGAUGGUCAAGUUUUCUCCUAUCCAGCGAAGCGAUGGAGGAAGAAACGUCGUCAGUAUUUAAUGCAUUUCCUUCAACCGAAACGCAAAGAAAACGGAGAUUUAGAAACAGGAGAUAGCCAUGUUAUCAACAGUGCCGAAAAUACUUCUGUUAUUUUGAACGAAGAUAGUAAAGAUAGUCUUGGCGGAGGUUCUUCGAAAGAUGAUCCGGUUUCGAAGGAUGCUUGGUAUUACGAUGAUAUUGAAAUGCAAGAAAUUGAAGGAUACGAUGAACCUGAUCCCGACUCUGAUUACGAUUACGAGGAUACUUAUGCUAAAAAACGUAAACGACGGUCGACAAAAAACUCCCGAGGCGGCGUCUCCGAUUCCCCGAUGCGAAGAGGCACCAAGGGUUUCGGAAGAGGCCGCCGAAGAGGAAUUAAUUACACUCCAGAUUAUAGCGUUGAUUCGGAUAAACCUUAUAAUUGCGAUAUUUGUGGAGCACGAUACAAAACACGUCCCGGACUUACUUACCACUACACCCAUUCGCAUAAAGAUAAGGCAACCCAAGAAGACGAAGGUAGCUUAGAAGGAGCACCAGGAUCACCUAGUAUGUCUCGAGAUGGCAAAAUACCGCCACCGAACGUACUGGCUAUGUCGAAAGAGAAUCCUAUGGGAGUUGGACCAGGUGGCGGGCCACCUAUGCCGAUGAAUGCCGGUCCUCCUAUGCAUAUGCCACCUCAUCCAGAUGCCGGCCAAGGUCCAGGCGGUUGGGGCAAAUUCCAGGACAGCUAUUUGACCUUCUUGCAUGCUGCUCCAGGAUCAUCGAACGCAGGUGCUGGUCCCGUCCCUGGUCCAGGUCCAGGUCCAGUUCCAGGACAAGGUCCUAACAAUCCGAAGAAAAUGUCUCGUUAUCCACAGCCACAAGUGAUGCUUCCGCAGAUGGCUAAUGCAUCUCAGCCACAUAACAACGAGCAUCCAGGAGCACCUGGUAUGUCAUCUCGUAUACCACCGGGUGCUAAUCCUGAAGAUGAAUCAUCAUCUGAGUCGGCUGGAAAAGAAUAUAUGUCCAAGAAUUCGUCUUCAGCUUCAGUAUUGAAAGUAGGAAAUGAAAAAGGGAAAGCAAAUCCAUCACCGUAUUGUGAUUUUUGCUUGGGCAAUGAAGAAUCUAACAAGAAAUCUGGUCAGCCUGAAGAACUCGUAUCAUGUUCUGAUUGUGGACGCUCUGGUCAUCCAACGUGUCUGCAAUUUACGCCGAAUAUGAUCAUAUCAGUGAGGAAAUACCGCUGGCAGUGUAUCGAAUGUAAAUGUUGCUCGAUUUGUGGCACUUCUGAUAACGAUGAUCAGCUGUUGUUCUGCGACGAUUGCGACAGAGGUUAUCACAUGUAUUGUUUGGCUCCUCCAUUAUCAGCACCUCCCGAAGGGUCUUGGAGUUGCAAAUUAUGUAUCGAGGAGUUCCAUUCGAAGUAAAACUUGGCUUCUCCAUUCCCUUCCCCUCGUUAGUUAUGUUUUGAAGAAAGUCUACAGGUGUUAUGUUUAUCUAUUUAUGUGUGACGCUUCUGAAAUGCAUUAUUUUGUUUUCUUUUCUGGUGAAGCAUUUAUUUAGGUUUUAAGAUACUCCAGGUUCCCCUCAUUUGUUAUUUUGUUUUCAGUCUCUGAUUCUGUUACCUAUAAUAAGAAAUUACUGUACUUUUACUCGGUAUUUUUUAAAAAUUUAGUGGAUUCUCCGAUUGUUUAGUAAUUGAUGUUGUGAUCCUCGAAUGUGAUUUUUAGUUAUGCCAUAGAUUAAUUUAUAUACUAUGAAUCAGUUGACAAGUACAGUACAUACCAUAUUAUGUACAUACGUAUUUAUUAGUCUUGCUCCUGCGCAACAAGAUCCUUCCUGACCUGCGUGGUACAGCUUGAUGCUCGCGCAUGUCAUGGCGCCUGCGCAACGAAUUCCUUCCUGUUCCCCUGUAAUGCUCAACGUGCACUGCGCAACGACUUCCUAUCCCCGUUCUUUCCUAAAUGCCAAUUGCCAUGUCGUAUCAACACUAUCUUUGAAUUACCUCCAAAACCAUUUCAAAAACUAGCUUUUUUUUUGUCAAAAGUCAAAAUAGUGUGCAAAUUUGGGUUUUUAGUCGUCUAUGUUAUAAAUUAAUCUAUGGUUGGGCUUAAUUGGCAGUAUACGUAUCUCCAAUAACCAAAUUUGAAUAAAUUGGCAAAAUUACUCACCUGUACGUUUGAACUCUGAUUAUAUUUUGUAUCAAUUUAUGAAUUAUUAUCGAGAUAUAUGCCCAAUUGAAAUUGAUCAUUUUAAAAUUAUUUUGUUACCUCGAUCACUAACAGAAAUUAUUCUCUAUACUCUCCAGAAGCAUUUAAAAAAUAUAAUCGGUACUUUUUCCAUUCUCAUUAAACGUGGAAAUAAACAUUCCAAAAUCGUCUGUAGCCUGAUUCUAGAGCAGUUCCGAAAUUGCAAAUUGAGCCAUGGUCAACUGCAAAAUGAAUUUUGGAUACUGGACUGUGUUUUUUUGUAACGUUUCUAAACUUCUGAAAGUUGAUAAUUUUUUUUUUUUUUUGAAAAAAAUAAUCUGUACUUGUGUAACGAUUAUUAAGGUACAAAAUUUAGUUUGAACCAUUCUCGUCGCAGCAAGUAAUGCGACUCAGGAACGUAAUUAUGAUUAAGAUUGUUUUCCCUUUGUGUUUUUAAUCUGAUUUUAAAUAUCAGAGUUUUUUUUUUAUUUAGUAUUUGUGCGAUUGAAUUGUGUAAUUUAGUUUUAUAAAUAAUAAAGAUAAAGAUUGCAUUGUGAUUAAAUUGAGUUUGAAGUUUGA
Planococcus citri (citrus mealybug) is the source of this 3245-nucleotide messenger RNA. Its product is annotated as zinc finger protein ubi-d4-like. The coding region runs from base 225 to 1904 and encodes 559 amino acids. Gene Ontology annotation, cellular component: MLL3/4 complex. Lineage: Eukaryota; Metazoa; Arthropoda; Insecta; Hemiptera; Pseudococcidae. The transcript is spliced from 9 exons. Gene Ontology annotation, molecular function: histone binding; transcription coactivator activity; histone H3K4 methyltransferase activity. Gene Ontology annotation, biological process: positive regulation of transcription by RNA polymerase II. The record is from RefSeq and is a predicted model, not a curated record.